Molecule: messenger RNA, 10787 nt
Organism: Caenorhabditis auriculariae
Lineage: Eukaryota; Metazoa; Nematoda; Chromadorea; Rhabditida; Rhabditidae
Source: the annotation of a GenBank genome assembly
AUGCCCCGACACGUCCGAUUCGCGUUACCAAGGUCCGAGAGCUCUAAAAUCAUUCAGUAAAUAAAAUUUUCAGGUUUCUCGCCUUUCAAGUUUACACGUGUGACCUGAUGAGACCGAUCGUCUUCUUCCCAGUUGUGGGAUACGGUACUUACGGUCUCCUGAAUGACAUUCUAGCGCCAUUCACACAACUUCAAGUUGGCGGAGCUCUAGCUGCCAUAGUUAUCGUCUCCACUGGAGCUCUUUUCGAGUACCGUCAUCAUGCGAUUCUUUCCCCGAACUCUCCGCUCAAUUUCCCGACUCGUUUUCGAGUUACGAUUUUCAUUUUUCGUUUCAUUCUCGGCCUAACCGCCGCGAUCGGCUUCCGUGUUUUGUUGAAUGAUCAAGAACAAGGGAGACGGUACUGGAUGGAGGUUUGUGUGUUUUCUGUAAAUUACAGUACUGACCAUAAAGGUAUUUCAAAUUGGUUUUUUGGACAGAACUCUCUGCAAAGUUAAUCGAUUAGUCUGAAUUUUUGAAGCAGUUUUUGUGGCGGUAUUACAAAUAGGUUCAACAAAAAAAAAAUAUCAAAAAAAAGUUGAAAAAAUAUUUUUUUCAAAAUCAACAGGAAAAUGUGAAAAACACAUCAUAACAAAAACAUCUUCGUUCAAAAUAUGACUCAAAAUACUUUCAACACUUGGUUGGGUACCCUUUGGCAUCAAUAAGUAGGUUUAAAUUAGCCUGGUUUGAACCGAAUUCAUUGUCCCGUGUUCCUUUUUUCGCAGUACAUGAUAAUGUAGUGGGGAAAACGAGACUUUUUGGAGUUUUUUUUUUAGGUAUUCUGCUCCGGCUAAAAGACCGUAUCAUAGGCAAAGUCGGAAAGGGUGGAAAAAGGCUCCAAAGGUUCUCAUUAACGCAUUUUGUUUUUGAAAACUUUAAGGUUAUUUAUUGGUCUAGGAAGUCAGGUGCUCCUAAAGUAUACUUCAGCCAAGUUUCAUAAAAAUAAUUAGCAGAGUGCCUUUGAAAGUAAAGUUUGAAUGAAUUUUGUUAGAACUUUUUUUUUUAAAAGAGGAAAGGCUAGGUAUAUUUUUAGAGGCAAGUCGGAAAGGGUGCAAAAAAGGCUUCAUAGAAAUGUUUCUUUUAGGAUGACAAAGAUUCCUUUUUUGGUGCCUCUUCUUUUUCUCACCAUCCUGGGAAAAUUUUUAGUGACCACUCUAGAGGCUCGCCAAGGACUACUUGGAGAUGACGCUAAAGUGGCCAUUAUAUAGGCUCUCUAUUUAGUGGCCACUUUAGUAGUUUUUUUCAUCCAGUAUUCCUUUUUAGUAACUCUAUAAUAUUAAAAAAAAUAUAUUGAACCAGUUAUGUUGAUCCAUUGACCCCUAAAGUGGCCACUAAAAUUUCUAUUGGUCUAGUAGUAGCACUUAAACCUCUAUAGUGGCCACUAAUUUUUAAUCCCUUAAGUGGCCACUAAUUUGACUACUAUAGAAACCACUAAAACGUCAAAACCCUAUGGUGGCCACUAAAAGUCUCUUGAGCCUUUGAAAUCCCAGAAAAAAAAAAAUGAAAGGCUCGAUAAUGGAACUCUUUUUGCUGUCUUUUGUUGUUAUGGUAAAUUUUUUUGAUAAUAAUGAUUUUUUCCCUCUCAGAAUUCUCCCUGUCGACUCGAAGAGAGCGAAACUACGUUGUCGAAUUCAUUUUUCUUCACUCUUGAUGGUAUUUCAACUGGUAUACUGAUUGCGGGAACCUGUGCCUUAUUGCCUCUACUUGAGAUGAUAUUUUACGGAUGCGAUUCGCUUAGGUAUACAAAAAUUUGAUUAGUCUGUUCAGAUUUUGAAUGUCAAGUCAAGAUCCGCCCCUAAUUGCGCGAUAAACCAAUCAGAGAGCGAUCCAUUCACAGAGCCUUUCCGAAUGAAUUCAAAUUUUAAACAGACUAUAAAAAGAGUUUGAAAAUGUAUUAUAUGAUUCCAGGCGGAUCAAAUCGCCAAGUUCUUCAAUUUCGAACCACUCUCGACGUAUUCAAAUCAACUUUUUGCACGCUCUUCUUAUACAAGUUUCGAUCCGUGUACUUUUUGAAGAAAAACAAUGAUCCUAGGAGUGUGCACCGCUCUUGAUCACCUACCCCGCAGCGCUGUUUUACGCCUUUUUCAGCUAUUUCACUCGGAAUAUGUCGAUUGGUGGGGAUUUCUUUUUAGUUCUGGGAUAAUUUUCAGUGGUCACUAUAAGGAUUUUUUAGUGGCGACUAUAGUAGUCAAAUUAGUAGCCACUUAAGGGGUUAAAACUAGUGGCCCCUAUAGAGAUCUAAGUGCUACUACUAGACCACUAAAAAUUUUAGUGGCCACUUUAGGGGUCAAUGCAUCAACAUAACUGGUCCAAUCUGGUUGUUUUUUAUUAUCGGAAUUACGGAACACGGAAUGAAAAACACUGAAGUGGCCACUUAAAAGGAAAAUAGUGGCCACUAUGAAGGUGGGUUUAGUGGCCACUUUAGUGUCCUUCUCCAAUUAGUCCUUGGCGAGCCUCUAUAGUGGCCACUUAAAAUUUUCACAGUUUUGUGAAAUAGUUCAUUUCUCUUUGAAAAAUAAGAUUCUCAAUUUUCAGAAUAUGAUAGAGAAUGCUAUAAUAACCAAUAAAAGAUGCAAGGAACUAAACAUUUUCUGAGAAAAUAAUUUUCCACUGAUUUCGAUAUUUAAUCAAAAAAAUUGACUUUUUUGUUCUUAAAAUGAUUAAUUUUCCGAUUUCCCCUCAUAAAGGGGAGUACAUUAGGAUUUUUCCAGAGAAGUUUUCAGAUUUGAACAAUAUAAUGGUUCUCCUACUCACAAGCCACGGUUUAUUCGCCAGCCUCGCUAUUCUUAUCGUAAAUCGACCUUAUCGAGAAUUUCUAUUUCAACCUGGGAUCUGUAAAACCUUGAGAACGAAUAAGACACAAACCUCGCUAGUUUUAUUUUUCAUAAAUGCGUUUUUCUUUUUUUAAUGUGCCAAAACUAAAUUUAGAAAAAAAAUACUAAAAAAAAUUUCAGAAAAUAAUGAUAACGAAAGUUUUUUUCCACAAAACUAUCUUAAAAUCUUCGCGAAAAGAAAAACGACAUUUAAAAUUUUGUUUGAAGGUUCGUAGAAUAACUGUUCGCUGGAAAAUGUAUAUUAAAGACUCCUCAAGUUUUUUUGUUUCGAUUCCUGAUGUCUCCUGAGUAAUCUUUGUGUUUCAACACAUAAAAAAAGCGUAGACGAACAUAAAUAAUAAUAGAUUCUACCUAUUUCGAGUAAACCCUCACUUCCACCUGCUGAUUAGGCCUUUUUGUGCCUCGAAAGAACUCCUGUUUUAUCUUUCAUCCGUCUUUUGCGUUUUUUGAGAAUUUCAGAAUGAAGUGUUCUUCGUACCACAAAGAUGAAUAUUUCCUUGCUUUGAAGAUUAUAUCAGCUAUUGAAACUUUUUUAUUCAUUCUCACCACUUAUUGCAUCAUUUUCCGAUCUCCGAAAUCGAUGAAAACCUUCAAAUGGCUGUUGUUACACCAGCAGUUCUGGUAAGGGAUUUGACCAUUUUUUCUGGUAACGAAAAGUGAUUUUUGAGGCUCUUCGGCUUCCAGUUGCUCAUUUGCGACUUGAUAAAGCCGAUUCUCUUCUUACCACUGCUUGGAUAUAGUACUAACGGUCUACUCAACGACAUCUUCUCCCCAUUCACGCAGUUCCAAAUCGCCAUUGCAAUCUUUGUCCUGGUUAUUGUCUCUACGGCGGCUCUUUUCGAGUAUCGUCACAAUGCGACUCUUCCACCCGAUUCUCUUCUGAAUUUCUCAACCCGUACUAGAGUUUUGAUCUUCGUACUCCGUUUUGUUCUUGGUUUAAUCGCGCCAUUCGUAUUCCGCAUUUUUCUAAAUGACCAGGAAGGAAGAAAGUUCUGGAUGGAGGUUCGUGUGCUGAAGAAUGGUUUGAAGUCGUAUAUAACCGUUUUUAUUAGUGAAAAGGGAUGCAAAACCAAAAAAAAAGAGCGUAAAUAACAAGGAAGAUUAAAGGCGCAGGCCUCCGUAUUGCCAGAGGUCUUCGAGACGAAACGAGUUCUCUCUACAUAAGCGCAAUUUUUCUGCGCGAAACGGCGCAGUGCAUGCACACGAGACACGACACUUUACGGAGUAAAAGCUUUUGCUUCAAGACACUGUGGAAUAAUGUUUAAAAAAAUUUUCUUCGGUAGGAAUGCGACAAGCUGGCGUGAAAAUUCCCAAUUUCAUCAAAUCUUCAUUCUUAAGGUUUACAGAACUUUUUCAGAAUGCUCCUUGUCAGCUUGAAGAAAGCGACGCGAACCCGUCGACCACAUUUUUCUUCACUAUCCAGGGUCUUUCAUCUGGAGCCCUUCUCAAUGUAUCCUUCACCUUAUUACCUACGGUCGAGGUAGUCUUCUACGCAAUCGACUCUUAUAGGUGAGACAGAAAACAAUUGAAUUUGAAGCUUGAUAAUUUUGAGACGAUGCCGCUUGCCCAGCACGACGAUUUCCAAUCAAACACGACAAAUUCAGCUCAACUUUCUGCGCGCUCUCAUCAUCCAAGUUUGGACUGUAGUGUUCUUUUGAAUAGGUUUGAUUCCAGGAAUGCGCCCCACUUUUCAUCGCAUAUCCUGAACCGUUUUUCUACGUUCUGUUCAGCAGCUUCACUUGGGUCAUGUGGAUGGGUGAGAAUUCUCAGAAAAAGGCAAAAAAUCGUGGUGAAAAAAUAUCCUGAAGUUAGGGACCACAGGCCUAUUUUUCGAACUCAAUCUAGCUCCUCGUUUUUUUUAAAUUUUUGUUGGCUUCAAAAAUUUCAUUUACUGUUUAUAAGAAGUUUUCAAAAAAUCAACUUUGUCCGCGACCUACAUGAAUAUCAAAACGCAAAACUAAGUUUAUUUUUCGAACUCGCGUCACUAUUCCGUACGACACUCCGUUGAAACACAUGGAAAGUACCUAAAAACCUUUUCAACAGAAAGAGGAACCUUUUCUACAUGUAUGCUGAAAUUUUUAUCAUUUUUCAUUGCUUCUAUCGGCUGUACGAAACAAUCAAAGACGGAUUAUCAAAAAAAUGGCCUUUUUUCCAUCGCGAAAAGGGGCGGGGCUUUGCGGUCGCUUCCUAAAGGUCUUUGAAAACAUAUUGCAAGUUUGACAGGAGCUUCAAAAGAAAAUUCCUGAAAAGAUCAGCGUAAUAGCACAAGGAAGAUCACUUUAAAUUUGGGAACUUCCUGAAAAUUAGUCAGAACACCCCUCGAUGUACGCGAAAAAGAUCCUGAAAGUUUCAAAGAUCGAAAAUUCUGGAAAAGGAAACUUUAAAGUUACCGAAAACCUUCGAAAUAGAUAUUAAGUUAAAAUUAUGAAUUUUGUGAAUUUGGGCUUUCUUUUUCGAAUAUAUUAUUCUAUUUUGCGAUGCGCCUUUAAGAUUUAAACUACUCGGGCAAAGUUGGAAUGGCGCAUAAUGGUCGCUAAAAGGCAGCAAAAUCGGUCCGUUUAUCAAGCAUUCCAUUUUUCCAAGGGUUUUAAAGGCUCAAGAAAGGGUGAAAGAAGGGAGAGGCAGCAGAAAUGGUGCAUAGCAGCCGAUAAAAUGGCGCAAAAAGGCAGCAAAAAAAGAACUUUUUUCAACCCUCUACAAAGCCUUUUUCUACCCUGUCCGAAUGCAUAAUUAGCACAGUUUUUUUCUAUAAAUAUAAUAUUUUUCAAUAAAAAGAAAAAGAAAAAGAAAGCUUUUACUGAGCCAUUUCUCGAAAUUUCAUUGUUUUCUCCAAUUUUGUGAAUUUUUUUAAAAGUUGGCAGAAAAAACAGUUUUCAGAUAUGAACAAUUUGACGGUUCUUCUAGGCUCGAGCCACGGUUUAUUUGCCAGCCUCGCUAUUCUUAUUGUAAAUCGACCUUAUCGAGAGUUUAUUUUCAAGCUGGCUGUACACAAAACAAAAAGGCGGAACACUAUUACACAUUUUAUUACAUCAUGACAAUGAAUGGACUUUUUUUCUUCUUUUUUUUUUAAUUGUUUGCAAUCUAUUGGAAAAAUUUGAGAAAGUCAUAUGAGGUUCAUUUCAAUUACUUAGGAACUCCAGAAUGGUCCCUAUAGGGGCCGAGGAGUCGUUGAAGUGUGCCCUCUCGGGACCACUUUUUCAGCCCCUAUUGGAGUUGUUUUCUCCCAUAACUAUUAUACCAACCCCUAGAGAGACCACCUUUGUUUUACCCCUAUAGGGACCACUUUUUCGGCUUUGAUAAGAGUUUUUUUCUUCUCUAACCCCUAUAGGGACCACUUUAGGGACCACCUUGGUUUUACCUUUACAGGACCCCUUUCGGCUCCUAUAAAAUUUUUUUUUACCGAACCCCUGUAGGGACUACUUUACCAACCCCUCUAGGGACCACUUUUUUGACUUUUAUGGGGGUUUUUUCCUCCUUAAUCCCUAUAGUGACCACUUUACCAGCCCCUAUAGGGACCACUUUCUCGGCCCCUAAAGGAGUUCUUUUCUACCUUAACCCCUCUGGGGACCCCUCUGGAAUUCCCAAGUAUUUUCUGUAUUUGAAAUCUACCAAAAAAAUUCAAAAAAUGCCGACUUUUUCUAGAAAUUUGAGAGCACUUGAACUUUAAAAACCUCAAAUUUCAAAAUUCCAACUCAAAGGAAUUUUCAAACUCUUCAUUUGACCGGAAACACUUCCCCAAACGUCUUCCCUUUUUUCAACACACCUGAUCAAAGAUAUUCGCUUGAGCGCACCUGCAAUUUUCCUCUGCAUACGUAUCACCUGCAGAGAGGUGGAGGAGGUGUUUCCACGAAGGAAGCGAAAAUAUAAAGAACCAAAAAGUUCCCGUCUAGUCUUCGAAUGUCCACUCCGACUCCACUCUUCUAAAUCUAGUUUUCUUGAAAAAAAUUCCUUUUUUUGAUGCAUUGUGCCCCGUAUCACCGUGAUGAAUAUUUCAUUGCUUUGAAAGUUUUAUCAGCUAUUGCGACUAUUGUUCUGAUUAUCAACACUUAUUGUAUCGUAUUCCAAUCACCGAAAUCGAUGCGGACUUAUAAGUGGCUUUUGUUGAAUCAACAGUUGUGGUAGGUUCUGUCGAUUCAUUUCGAAAUCAUCAAUUUUGAUACAAAGUCAAGGAUUUCCUACAGAAAAUUGGCUAUAAAGUUUUUUUCUAAAAAAAAGUCGAAAAAAGUUUUUCUCAUGUAGGAGAGUCCAUUAGAAGCUCACUGAUCUCAUUAAAAAGUUUGGAAAGAUCUCAAUUUUUCAAGAAAUGGGUCCUGUCGCGAUUAGAGAAAUAGUGUGCAAACAUAGGAGGGUUCUACAGUAACCUCUAACUUUUCCAGCUGUCAAUACGGAACUCCAAAGUGGUCCCUAUGAGGGCAAUCUUAGGGGCCAUUUUACCAACCCCUAUAGGGGCCCCUAAACUUGCAAAAGUGAGCCCUAUAGGGUUUUAUUAAGGGGCCUUUAUAGGGGAAAUGCUUAUUGAUAAUUUUUAUAUUCUCUGAGAAGCAUUUCCAUGCGAAAAAAAAUAAAUAAGCGUUUUAAAUGAAGUUGAGGAAUCCCUAUAGGGACCACUUAAGCUUUAGUGGGCCAGGGUCAGACUCUCAACCCCUAUAGGGACCACUUUGGUUUCACCCCUAUAGGGACAACUUUUGUGACUCCGAUCGCGGCUGUUUUCCGCCCUAACCCCUAUAGGGACCACUCUGGAACUCUUAAUUAUAUCAACCAUGAAGAGAAAAUUGACAUAGAAAAAAUAGCCUCGGGCAAUUUUCAAAACUAGAAGAUUGCAAAAGAAAUUUUUCAAGUUUCAGGCUGUUCGCCUGGCAAAUAUACCUUUGCGACGUCUCCAGGAUGGUUCUAUUCGUCCCAGUUCUUGGGGUCAGAACCUACGGGAUCCUCAACGGGAUCCUGUCGCCAUUCACUCAGUAUCACAUCUCCCUCGGCUUUUUCGGGGCUGUUUUGGCCUCAACCUCGGCUUUGUUCGAAUAUCGACACCAUGCGAUUCUUCCUCCCCACUCACGGCUCAAAUUGAAGACGCCCCUGAGACUUUUCAUUUUUAUAAUGCGGCCGAUUUACGCCUGUAAUAUGGGCACGGUCUGGAACUUUGUUCUGAACGACCAAGUGGAGGCCAAGAGAUUCUGGCAGGAGGUUGGUUUUCGGGACUUUUUGAUUGUCCUAGGAUCCCAAGUUUUCAGAAAAAGAGUCAAAAAUCGGUGGGAAUUAUCAUUGUUUUUCAAAUUUUCCCUGUUUGAGCUUUCCUAGAUCGGUCGCCUUAUUUAUCAAGACUCAAAAAAUAGACAAGGAACUGUUGGAAAAAAGAGCCGCGCUAGCAAAGUUUUCUGCGCUCCGUUGAUAUUUAUGAUAUAUUCCUAUUCAAUUUCCUUCAAAGCCAAGAAAUUUUAGGAGAAGAUUCGUUUUCGUGAUAUCUAACUAGCCUAGGAGUUCUUAAAAAGAAAAAAUCUUCAAAAAACGGUAUUUUUUCAUUGGUUCUCAACCUUUUUCUCUGUUCGAACUUUCCUGGAUCCGUCGCCGAGUUUACUAGGACUGAAAAAAUAGCCGAGGAUUGAAUUAGCUAGUUGAAAAAGUUGUUGGAAAAAAGAGCCGCGUUAGCAAAGUAUUUUGCGCUCCGUUGAUAAUUUUGAAAUUUACCAAUUUGAACUCAAAAACCGAGCAUUUUUCUAAGCUUUAUCCCAUGAAACACUUGGAAAAUCACACAUUAACGUUUUUCGAAAUCUGUUCACUGGAGCGAAUAAGAUUCCAGUCAUCGGCCAUUUUUUCCAAAAAUAUUUUCACCCGUCUUUUUUGAUGGUAUAUGUAUUUUGAACCAAUGAAUCAUUUUUAAAAACCAAAACAAAAAGAAUUUUUUCAGCACUCACCCUGUCAACUGGAAGAAUUCGAAAUGGACACGUCAAACGUCGUUUUCUUCACGACUGACGUGAUCCGAGUCAGCGUCUUUUUUGGGUGUAUUUUCACGAUUCCGCCGGUUCUCGAGAUCAUUUUUUACGUUGCCAACUCGUUUCGGUGGGAUUGAAAAACGGGAUUUUUCAAUAUGUUUUUUCAGAAAAAUCAAAUCGAGUAGCGUGACGAUUUCUUCACAAACACGACGACUUCAUUAUGAUUUUUUGAAAGCUCUUUGUAUUCAGGUUUUUGAGAUAUAACUGAAAAAUGAUAUAGAAUUUUUCCAGGAGUGUGCUCCAGUUCUCAUUUCCUAUCCUUUCCCGAUUUUCUACAUCGUUGUCAGCUCUUUGAUCGGCUUGAUGUCGAUAGGUUGGUUUUUUUCGAAGAGUUAUCAAGUGAUUUGUAUUGAACUUUAAAUUUUUUUGAAAAGGGAAAAAUGAUAAUCCUGAUGUUUGGGCACUUGAGUUGAUUAUCAAGCUUUUAUCCUAAUUUUUUUAAUUUUUGCAAAAACUUUAUAAACAUAAAAAAACAUCCUACUUGAUCUCGAUGUUUGAGCCUUGAUUUAGAAAUUAUAAUUAUUUAUUUUUCACAUUUUCUAGGUUCAAAUAACCUUUCGCGAAAUUCAAAAUUAUCUCUGACACUCCAAAUUUUAUUUAGAAAUUCCAGAGUCGCUAUAGGAGUCAGGUGAAAUAACAGCCCUUACAGGGGCCGAAAAAAAGUGGUCCCUAUAGGGGUUUAGGGUCUGACCCCUUAGCCCCUAAAAGCUUAACGGGUUCCUAUAGGGUCUUUCAAUGUCAUUAUAAAAAAAACGCUUAUUCAUUUUUUUUUACAUGGAAAUGCUUCUUCGCAUAGAGAUCAUGAAAGUAAAAGACCAGCAUGUCCCCUAUAGGGACCACUUUUUGCAAGCUCCAGUGGACCUUAUAGGGGCUGAUAAAGGGGUUGAGGGGACCCUCCAAAGGCCCCUAUAGGGACCACUCGGGAGAUCCUAAGUUUUCACUCUCUGAAACUCCCAAACACUGCGAAAACUUUCAUCACUUUCAUUUUUCACACCGAUCCUGUUGUUCAAUGAAAAAUUGAGCGUUGGUUCUUAGAAUUGUUUUUUAGAUUUUUUUUAAGAAAAUAAUUCAAUUGUAUCUCACAAAAAUGGAAAUUUCGCCAAUUUUGAUUUCAAUUUUCAAUUGUUCAUGUUUGAAAGGAAGUGGGGAGGAACUAUAUUAGGUUCGAAUUUCAUCUGGAGACCAGGAAGGAUAUUCUUGCAAAAUAGGCGAAUUAUGUCCUAUUUAUCCUUUCUUAUUAAUGUUCGAGCGUUGGGUUCAAGUGUAUAAGACAAUUUGGAUAAAUCAAAACGUUUUCCUGCAGAAAGUAAGACAAGGAAGUUUUUCAUUUUGCAGGAAAAAUGCGAUAAAUUACGUCGACGUGCUGUGUUUGAUUAUUGAGCAUUGAAAAGGAAAUUUUUUGCCAUGUUGAAUUAAAUUUACCUGGGUCUAGCUUCGAUUGAAAUUUUUCUUCAAUGAGGUAGCCAAAACUACGGGAAAAAUAACCUUUUUUAAAAGUUUUAGUAUUGAUGAGCCUGAUUUUAGCGGUUCGAAAGGCUUCCAAGCAUUAUUUUGUCUUGAAUAGAGAAAAAAAAACCAAAAAUUGUGUUCAAAAUUAACCCUGUGGUGUUUAAAGGAGCAUAGAAAAAUUCCUAAAGGUCUCGAGACGAAAACUUGUUUCAAAGGACCUCUACGCUUUUUAACAUCAAGAAUCAUGAAGAGACUAUACUGCUGAAAAAAAAAUCAAUCACAUCUGAACUCCAGUAAAAACUAAUUAUUUUUUUCAGACCUCAACAAUUUGGCGAUUCUCAUCACUCUAACCCAUGGAAUUAGUGUUGGCCUCGCGGUUAUUCUGGUAAAUCGACCUUAUCGCGAAUUUCUUUAUAAAAUGAUUCUUUGUAAGCCUAGUAUCAAAUUGAGAAGCGUUUCUGUUGCAUUCCUCUCGUUAUGA